Molecule: messenger RNA, 894 nt
Organism: Gryllus bimaculatus (two-spotted cricket)
Lineage: Eukaryota; Metazoa; Arthropoda; Insecta; Orthoptera; Gryllidae
Source: the annotation of a GenBank genome assembly
AUGCCCGCACCCCGACGUGCACGAUCGCCCCUUCGAAGCGCGGGCCACUGCAGCCGCACAUUAAAAUUCAACGGCCGUUUUAGCACCGGGCACCGCACGGCGGAGCACGACCCCCCUCGCGGCGCGGCGAGGCGCCGCCCGCUGAAAAUCGAAGGAGCGCGGAGGGCCGGCAGCGCUGCGGCGAGACGAGACGACACGACACGACACGGACGCCGGCGCCACCGCUGCCGCUGCCGCGAGGGAGCCGGCGAGCCGCGCCCCCGCUGCACCGCCCACGCCAUGCGCGUUCUUACGCCCACGCCUCGUGCCGCGCCGCGAUUUCCACUCACGCACCCACUGCCCACACAACACGCAUUAGAUUUCAAUGGCGGGUGUGUAGAUUGCGGGGGAAAAUACACGGGUGCUAAAGAUGCGUCCGAACGAGUGAGGUCGCGAGCGGUGGCAGGCCAACAGGCCGCAAGUUCGAUGCUUGCGCCCGGCCACAUGGCGCGCUCACAGUCCUCCAUCUGCUGCGCGGUCGCCGGCCGGCCGCUGCCGGGCUGGGCACUCACCGAUGGCUUUCCGGUGCUUGAUGUGCUUUUUGAUGUUGAGGGCCUCGGCCGCUUUGGCCUGAACGUCCAUAGCGGGCGGCGUGGCGGCGUCGCGGAGCGCGUAUCCGAUCGCCGGCUGGUAGGCGUGACCUGGCGCGGCCGACUGACGCGGCGCAGCGCUGCCGCUCGCGGGAGGCGGCGGCGGAGGCCGCGACGCGCCGCCACCACGCCCUCGCUGUCGCUGACACGUUCCGAGCGCCCAUUGGCUGCGCCGAGCGCAACGGCGUUGCUAGGCGACCGGACGCGCCGCCACCGCCGCCACCGACAGUCGUCUGGGCGAAGAGCCUUCCACGGGAUCGCGUAA